Phanerochaete carnosa HHB-10118-sp is the source of this 5053-nucleotide messenger RNA. RefSeq lists its product as uncharacterized. The transcript has 5 exons. NCBI's taxonomy places the organism in Eukaryota, Fungi, Basidiomycota, Agaricomycetes, Polyporales, Phanerochaetaceae. The coding region runs from base 155 to 3601 and encodes 1148 amino acids. The record is from RefSeq and is a predicted model, not a curated record.
AACUGCCAGUACGACGUGUACCGCAACACUCACCGACGCUUCGCCUCAAGGUUAACAUAAUCCCGGCUUUCUCUGUGCAUAGGACACUGUAUCAUACUGCUUCAUCUUGAAUCCUGUUGCUGGAACGACAAGUCACGACGAACCGCGAUCAGGCAUGUCCGCGUCGACGCGCUAUUCGAGGGCUUCAAGCCCUUCGAGGUCCACUGCAACCACAAGCUCGAGCUCACAAUCUAGGAUCAACAUCGUUCAAAGGCUGGUGGUCGAAGUAAAAGCGGACAAGAAUGUUGACCAAAACGGGGCGGCGUCCGUAAAGAUGUUCCUUCGAAUUUCGAUACCUGCGGGCGCAUGUGCACCUGGAGCUAUUAUCCCACUCUUUCCGGAGGAGAAUCUGAAGAUUCUUCAGUCGUACAUUCAUCCGCUGGACCAGAACAAUGUCCCGUACAAUUUCACGCAUCACAUGCUCAGGAGGACAGCUAGGGCACUCAGCCUGCCUACCCGGUCUAAUGAGCCCUAUCUGUCCUUGUUUGACAGUGUCCGUUCCUCCGUGUCCCCGUCGAUUUCUACCCCAAAGAUCGAGCUACUGGAACCGAAAUACGUCGGUGACAUCACAGUCAACCAGUAUCAGGUGUGCUACGUCCUCCCGCGAGAGCUCCCCCUCAGCACCCGGUCUUACGACGGCUCGUAUGGGAGACGUUCCGGCUUGAGCCAACUACAAUUCAUGGCCGCUAUCGAGGUUUGGGCACCGCUGGUUGCCAAACCACCACAAUACCCGUAUCUUCUCGACAUUCCCGUGCCUCGCUGUCUCAACAACUACCUAUCCGCAAAAGUCUACCCUCACCCGAACUCCCUAUCAUCUUCCGCAGCAUCCCUGGCAUCCAUCCCCAAUGACGAUUGGCACAUUAACUGUGUACCCGAGCUCAAUCCUACUGGACAGAAACGCAGUCUUUCACGCAGAUCGUCUUAUCAACACUUUGCGGAUGAUGAAUCCAGCGACUCCUCUGGCAGUGGGAGCGAUUGGACUUGCACCAGCGGGACAUUUCCUACCACGGAGUCUCUCGUCAUCCGGUGGUCCGUGCGUUCGGAUGACGUGCCAACGACGAGCGACAACAGGCGUCGCGCAGGCUUUAAAGAGGUCCAGGGCGAGAUGAGCUGUGUCAUCAUUAACAGCGAUACUGCCAAAGGAAAGGCACGAGGAAGGAACGGAUCAGACGACGACGACGAAGGCGUGCUCAUGCAGCUCGAAUACACCGCAACGUGCAAGGGCAUUACCCAUCCCUCUUCUGCUUGGCUGCUCGCCUUCGACGUGCAGCUCAACGCUGGUGACUGCGAGGUCGCUUGGGCGCCUAGCGAGAAACAGCAAUGGACCGUCAGCGGAGGAAAGUCCUUCUGCGGAUGCUGGGUCGGCCCUCCGCCCCCACGGACGCCCUCACGAAGACCUUCCAUGAGCUCGGAGGCCCCGUCCAUACGCAUACAGUCGUCUACUCCAAAUGGCAAAGCAGGUUCUAGCAGGAGGGAAGAACAACGCUGGGCAAGCACAAGUGGGUCGUUGCUACGCGCCCCAUUGCCCUCAGCAGAAGACUCGCUAUCAGAAACCUCCCCAAGCAUCGAGCAUACGUCGCUUUCCUCAGUAAACUCGUCGGUAGUGACUACUGUGCCAUCCAGCCCGGAGAAGCGCAGCCGCGCAUCAUCCUUCGCGCCUGAAGAGGAAGAACCUGGCUCCAAGAUUUUCUCUCCCAAAGUACCUGUUUCCGUUCACAUUGACGCCGGACGCAUGGUCCCUCCGCAAACGAGCACUUUCACCUUCACUAUCACUGGGACCGUGCUCGUCAAACCACCAGAGAAAUCCUUCGACCUUCGCCAUUCGUCCACUGGCACAGACGCCGAGGACGAGCCUGACCCGAUUGUGCUCCCUCAGUUCCGGGUAGUGUACGCAGAGAAGCAAGUGAUCUCGACUAUCGUUCGCAACGACACGACCAGCUCCGCGCUCGACGUCUACAACGCUUUGGGAAGUCUGUCUGACCCGCAAACGCGCAAGACUGUCGUGCAUCCGCGCGGCCACACUAAGCUGGGCGAUGACGGCGCGCGACUCGCCAUCCGCACGAUCACCUCGCCAAGGAAUCGCUCUUACCAGCCCGGGCGUGAUCGUAGCGUCGACAUGAGCGGACGGCGCACGCCGAGCGGGCCAUUCUCGCGGCCGUCGUCUGCGAUGUCCAUUCGCUCGACAACGCCACGCCGCAGCCGGCGCACGGACGGCAAGGCCGAACUCGCGCACGUCAUGGCCACUAUCACGCCCGAAUUCGCGAACGAGCGCGACGCAGUGCCAACAGAGUACGAAGUGCGCCUUGUUGUAGAAGUCGAUGAGGAUCCCGAGGGUGAAACGGAGUGGCUUGCAUUUGGAUUACCGCGCCCCGUGGCAGUCGCGGGCAAGAGCGAGGACGUAGCGCUCCCGAAGGUGGAUAUCACCAAGGUCACACUGGAUGGUGCCACGGCGCACUAUGAGACGAAUACGGUGGAGAAGCCGGGCGAGAAGCUGCCUGCGCUGGGGUUCCCGCUCGAGGAGGAGGCGCACAAGGAGAGCAUGACGUGGGUGCAGGUGCACCUGGGAGACGCCGGAAGCGGGAAGGUGCAGGUUGAGUACUCGGUAUCGAUGCCUGAGCGCCUUGGGGAGAAGUUUAGUAGCAAGGGGAAGGGCAAAGGUGUAGAUGCGGCGAUGUUGGACGUGCUGCUGCCAAUGUUCGAGCUGCCUGUUGGAAAGAUGGAGGUCAGAGUCCCAGAGCCCAAAGGCUUCACGAUUACACCAACACGGUCCAACUUCCCUAACAAGCAACAGUUCUCCGAAAGCAGUGUGCUCAUCCGACGCAACGUGGAGGAGCUUUUCCAUCCGGAGCUGACUAUCACUAUUAUCCCGAUCCCACCACCUGGACAAACAAAAUCCAGCUCACCGGCUGGCUUAUGGACCAUCCUGGCCGUCAUCAUCUGUACUAUUCCGACCAGUAUUGCGCUGCUCACGAUGUCCGAAAAUCGCGUACUGAUCGCCGAACGGGGUGAGAUGAAGGAUGCCCUCGAUGCACUAUCCACUUCUCUUGCCGCCUUUUCGACCGAGGCGCCGCUGCCGCUCACAGUCACCUCGACCCAUAUCUCAGUCUCCACCGUGACGGUUAUCCCGGAGCCGGAGACCACAACACAACUGCGCCCCUCACAGGCGGCGGAGCCCGUGCUCUCAGGCUCCGCGAGUGCAUCCACGAGCACGUCCACGAGCACGUCUGCUGGCACAUCCACGAGCACGUCUACUGGCACAUUCAUGAGCAAAUCUACGAGCACAUCCACGAGCACAUCCACGAGUAUAUUCGCGAGCGAUCCUGCGCCCUCAAUACCAACGCUCAUGCCCACGGUGCUCCCGGAACCAGAGCCGUCUGCAUCACCUACUGACGCCAUUCUGCCCAUCCGAGACCUGCCUUUCCUCUGGCCGAUCCACAUUGACAUCCCGCCGCUGGAAAUACCCCGGACGGUGCGAGCGACAGCGGCGGUGUUUGCGCGUGGAUUCGGCUUUGCGUGGCAGCUGUGUCGGAGAGUGUUCCACUAUCCACUAGACCCGCCAUAGAGCUUACUGUACAUGAAGGAUCUUGGACUGGACCAUGUUAAGUGAGAGAAUUAUCCAACCAUGUAUUGUAUGGACAUGCAUUAUGAGAUGUUGUUUGAGAUUGGAGUCCUGGCGCGAGAGGUUGUAGGCGUCUUCGUAUCUUUUCACUAUGCUGAACCAAGCCCGCGUGAGCCUGCAGCGUACGGUACACAUCUGACUCAUUUACGUCAACAGUCCUCGUGAACCCUACGUAAGUAAAAAAUGAACAGCUAAAAUCACAUAGUGUGGCGCAUCGUCACAAAGCGAUUAAUUUAGAGUCUGCACUGGGCCCAGAAUAUGGUCCAUGAUAACACGAAAUCGAAUGCAAGAACAUCUCAAGAGCGCGAGGGCAAGCCAGCGUACGGAGGAGGAAGCUCUCUGACCACGGUAACACCGCUGUCCUGGUGUUGGACGAUGAUCUCCUCAGGCGCUGUACUAGGCGGGUCCGCAGUGUCUUCUCCUGUAUGCGCAGGCUGAUACGGGGACAGCGACCCCGUAAUUCCCUGUUUCGAUGAUGCAGAAGCAUUCAUGCGCCCGUUCGCUAUACGCAUCUUCUCGUUCUGCGAGGACAGUGCCGACGAGCUCCCCGGCACUGUGAGCGGAACAGCGUAUGGAUUGAAGUCGCCUAGCCCGUCCUGCUGACGCUCGUUAACCUGCGUACGAGCCGACGUUGCGAUGUCUGACGACUGUGUAGGUGUCGCGGAUCGGGGUGGGUGGUGGGCGUGGUAGAACCCAGACGAUCGCGACGAGGCCGACGCGACCAUGCUGGGCCGUUCCACGUACGCAGACAAGAACGGCGCAGACUCUGGGUACGCCGUCGCGGAUGGUUGCCGCGAGUGGCUGACCAUGGGAGACUUCGACGACGGUGUGAAUGAAGCAUUAACAGUACUGUCCGCUUCACGCAUGUAGCCCAUAGAGUGCGGAUACGGGCUCUGUAGUAUGUCUAUCGGCGACGUCUGGUGCUGCACUUUAUUGCGUCUUCGUGUGCAGAACCAGAUAGCGGCCGCGAUAGCCAGGAGUACAGGUACGCCGACGCCGGCCGAGAUUCCCGCAAUCAGCGCGACGGACGUGUGACUGCCGGGGUUCGGGGCUGCGGUCGCGAACUGACUGGAUGAGGAACUUGAGCUGGUCGUCGUUGCCGUGUUGGUACCGCUCGACGCGCCAGCUGUUGAAGACGGUGGACUGACGCUUGUGCCAGAUGGAACGGGGUUCACUAUCAGAGUAGCAGUAACUUCAGUCUCUGGCCCUCCUGAGCUGCUGGUCUGCACGGUCAAUAAAUCUCCGCAAUCGACUUCAAUGUCUCCAGUCGUGUUGAGGGAAGGUGUAGAUGUUCCCCAUCUUCCUGUACUGUUGCCACGUUAAUAAUGAAAUGAUAGAUCAAGAAAGAAGUAUGUGCACCCAUCGUAUACAGAGGCUAUGAGAAAAAUUAGUCAG